UGGCGUCUGUGGUGUUGCGGCAAUUUCGAAGGGAAUAGUGAGUUUUGAAAAUUUUGACAACGACCUCGAGAAUGGCAGAUAAUCAACAAAGUAGAUUUGAAAAGUCUCUCGGUCUAUUAACGACUCGUUUUGUCACUUUAUUACAGAAAGCAAAGGACGGUGUUCUUGAUUUAAAAGUAGCAGCUGAUAUUCUAGAAGUUCGACAAAAAAGGCGAAUUUAUGAUAUAACUAAUGUUCUUGAAGGUAUUGGACUCAUUGAAAAAAAAAGCAAAAAUAGUAUCCAAUGGAAAGGAGCAGGUCCAGGUUGUAAUACUCAAGAAGUUGGUGAAAAAUUAACUGAUUUAAAAGAUGAAAUAAGAAAAUUAGAAGAUCAUGAACAGUUAUUAGAUAUGCAUACUCAAUGGAUUCAACAAAGUAUAAAAAAUAUAGAAAAUGAUUUAAUUAAUAAAAAAUAUGCAUAUAUUACUUAUGAGGAUGUUAAAGAAAAUUUUCCUGACGAUUUUGUAUUAGGAAUUCAAGCUCCACCUGAUACUGAAUUAAAUGUACCAAAAUAUAUAACGCAGACGUCAGAGGAUGAUGACAAAUUGAAUUAUGAAAUGUUUCUAAAAAGUAAUUCUGGAGAAAUUAAGGUGUAUAUGAUUCAACCAGAACUAGCUAAAACAUAUGAUAAUAAAAUAUUAGAAAUGAGACUACAAGAGGAAAUAAAAGGCACAAAAAGAGUAAAAGAAGAAGAAGAGAAAAAGGAGGAAACUAAUGUUAAACCAAAGAGAAGAGUUGGAAGACCUCCAAAAGGAACUAGUAAACCUGAUCCUGUUAUAUCUGAUGAGGAUGAAGAAGAUGAUGCAGACUUGAUAGAAGCAAAGAUAGUACUUCGAGAUGUUAGCACAUCAGAUAUUGCACAAAGGGACUUGGAGUUAUUUGAUCAAAUUUAUUCUGACAUUUAUGGACCAUUAGUAAGAUUAAGUCCUCCACCCAGUGAAAAAGAUUAUCACUUCAAUCUUAGUGAAAAUGAAGGAAUUUGUGACUUAUUUGAUAUUGCAGCGAAAUGAGUAAAUGAGUUAUGUAGUUCAAAUGAUUGAAUGAUUCAGACUGUGCCAAUAAUGUGCAAAAUUGCAGAAAAAUUUAUUGACAAUUUCUGAAGGCUGUUCUAUGUAUAUAAUUUUAAAGAAUGGAUAUGGAUAAUUAUCAUUGAAUACAUGCAGUAUUUUUUUAUUAAUAGAAAUAAAAAAAUUAAUACAAGUUAUAGAAAAAAAAUGUUUAUAUAAAUUUUGUUGCAUCUUUAUUUAAGUAAUAAGAAUUCUAAAUUUUGACGGAUUCUUUAUAGUUUGUGACUAUGAUUAUGAUUUAUUUCUAUAAAUUUGUUUAUAAACUUAAACCUUAUAUGCGAAACAAACAAAACUAUGUUUUUAUUUAUAGUAGUUUCAUAUAAGGAAAGUGUUAGAGAAAUAUUUUUACGAAUGACAUGUGUCCAAAUUAGCAUUGUUUUUGCAAACUGUAUCUAUUUUAUUAAGUUACUCUUUUUACUUGUUUAAUAAUGAUUUUUUGAGACAGUAUAAUGUACAUUCUGUACAAUUGUCAAAAUAUAUAAGAAUGUAUAUAAGACUAUCAUCAUUUAUUGUAAAUGAGUACAUGCGUGCUCUUUUUAUAAUAUACUUUCCAUGUUUUAUAUUGUAUGUUUGUUACUGCAUUCAAUGACACUAAUUAAGUUUGUGAAUAUUAUGGUUAUUUAAGAAAAAUAAAUUUAAAUGAAAACAA
This is a messenger RNA of Frieseomelitta varia, 1755 nucleotides long. RefSeq names its product transcription factor E2F4-like. NCBI's taxonomy places the organism in Eukaryota, Metazoa, Arthropoda, Insecta, Hymenoptera, Apidae. The record is from RefSeq and is a predicted model, not a curated record. Gene Ontology annotation, biological process: regulation of transcription by RNA polymerase II. The coding region runs from base 72 to 1049 and encodes 325 amino acids. The transcript has 7 exons. Gene Ontology annotation, molecular function: protein dimerization activity; DNA-binding transcription factor activity, RNA polymerase II-specific; RNA polymerase II cis-regulatory region sequence-specific DNA binding. Gene Ontology annotation, cellular component: RNA polymerase II transcription regulator complex.